Messenger RNA from Exophiala oligosperma, 2088 nucleotides. RefSeq lists its product as uncharacterized. Gene Ontology annotation, molecular function: copper ion binding; oxidoreductase activity. The record is from RefSeq and is a predicted model, not a curated record. The transcript has a single exon. Bases 1 to 2088 code for a protein of 695 amino acids. Lineage: Eukaryota; Fungi; Ascomycota; Eurotiomycetes; Chaetothyriales; Herpotrichiellaceae.
AUGGCUCGGCACGGUUCAAGCGACCAUGAAGCAUACCUGUCGGAUACUAAGCAGACGCAACGCUCUAUCGAAAGGCCGAGAGGCCGAAAAUGGGUUUAUAUGACCAUCGGCUUCUGUCUCUUGUGGGUGGUGACGGGGAUUCUGGCUCUUAACCUCUGGUUAAAACGGCCUCCAGCCAACUUUAAGCCUGAGACCCUAACUAUUGGGGUGAAGACAACUGCAGGCGGCCAGCGAAGCGACAGCCUUGUUCUAGAACCACCUGUCGCGACUUAUAUUCCCGGAGAUAGUCUCGUUAAGGCUGAAAGAUUCGUGUUGGACUCGACUUGGGAUGCCGAGGCACCCGCAACGACGCGCAACUUCUCCCUAUCUUUGGAGUAUGUCAUAUCAGAUGUUGAUGGCUUUAACAGGACCAUGAUUGCAAUCAAUCACUUCUUUCCGGGGCCGGUGAUCGAAUGCAAUGUCAACGACACGGUUCGUAUCAACGUUACCAAUAAUCUGGCUGAGCCUACAUCGAUCCAUUGGCAUGGAAUCUACCAAAGAGGCACACCCUAUAUGGACGGUGUGACUGGAGUCUCGCAGUGCCCGAUCCCGGUGGGGGAGAGCAUGUUGUAUGAGUUUGUCGUAAGCGAGGAAUGGGGCACUUACUGGUAUCAUUCGCAUUAUGGUUCGCAAUACAACGACGGGGCGUUCGGUGCGUUUAUUGUCCAUUCUAGCCGUGAGCCGUACCGUGACCAGUACCAGGGCGACAUGAUUAUCUUUCUAAGCGAUUGGUACCAUACCUUCUCCAACAUUCUAACAGCCAAGUACCUAAACGCUACGGGGGUUGUCUAUGCACCAGUCGCGAACGGUAUCGACCACGAGCCCAUCCGGCCGUGCAACGAGACCGAGUGUUUUGAGAACGUUUCAUCGAGCAAUUACACCCAGCCGGGUCUACCUACCUCUGUGUCUGAGCCCAAGCCAGACUCUGUCCUUCUCAACGGUCUGAACUUUUGGAACUGCUCGUCGUCAUCCGGAGAGGGCUGCAAGGGAGGCCGCUUCACCGCCAGCGUGGAUGAGGGCAAGACGUAUCGUUUGCGGCUCAUCAACAGUGGUGCAUACGUAACUCAAAUGUUCACCGUGGAUAACCAUCUUCUGCAGAUUAUCGAGGCAGAUGGCAACGAUGUCGACCAGCAAUCCAGCACGUUGCGACAAGGGAUCAACAUUGCACCCGCGCAGCGCUAUUCGGUCCUAAUUAACGCAACUUCCCCGGUCGGAAACUACUACAUGCGGACGAGGAAUGCGCUGAACUGUUCAUUCGCGCUCGAGAAUUUCGCAAAUGCCCCAGGGUAUACGGGCGACGCCCUGGGAGUGCUGCAUUACGCGGGAGCAGACAACACGACCGCAGCGACGGCCGGAGAGCAGUACUUGUCCACCACUCAGGACUACUGUCUUGAUCCUGACCCACAGGAGCUGAAACCGUACUGGGGGCCAGGGACGCUCCCGGAAGCCCAAGUCACCAACAUUGUAUCCUUUGGCUUCUAUCAAGCCGGAGCGUCACAGCGUAUCUUUGUUAACGCGACAUCGUGGGUGCCGCUCCUGGGAGAUGCCACGCUUCUUCAGGCACAGAGAGGUCUGAGAUCCGGCUCCCUAGUGGAGGGUGGAAUCACCUACAACUACCCUCCGUCGCAGUUCGUCGUGACCAUGGAGAACGCAACGUGGGCCCAGCUGGUCAUUAACAGUGGGAGUAACGAUGCACACCCGUUCCACCUGCACGGGCAGUACUUCAACGUGGUCGGGACUGGCACCGGCACAUGGAACAGCUCGAUCGCACUCAACACCACCAAUCCACCACAGCGAGACACCGCCGUCGUCCCUCCAUCCGGCUGGAUCGCCAUCCGCUGGUACGCCGACAAUCCGGGACUGUGGCUUCUGCACUGCCAUUUUUCAUGGCAUCUGAGCAGCGGCCUCAAUAUGCAGUUCGCACAAGUCAGUAGUCAGCUCGCCGCUCUUGACAUCCCGUCGCCCGUCCAGAGUCUCUUGGAACACCAGUGCGCUACCAUCCGGGACAUCUACGGCGACGGAACUACCGUGGUGGGUAUAGGGAAGUGA